Messenger RNA from Australozyma saopauloensis, 1164 nucleotides. Its product is annotated as putative serine/threonine protein kinase. Gene Ontology annotation, molecular function: protein serine/threonine kinase activity; ATP binding. Lineage: Eukaryota; Fungi; Ascomycota; Pichiomycetes; Serinales; Metschnikowiaceae. The transcript has a single exon. Gene Ontology annotation, biological process: protein phosphorylation. Gene Ontology annotation, cellular component: cytoplasm. Bases 1 to 1164 code for a protein of 387 amino acids. The record is from RefSeq and is a predicted model, not a curated record.
AUGUCACGUCGGGAGUUCGUGCUAGAGAAAAUUCUCGGAAAAGGUUCUUUUGGGGAAGUCUAUAAAGCACGCCAUAAGAAGUCAGGAAAUUAUUUUGCGGUGAAAGUGGUGGACAUUGACAAGAUAUCGGAUGUUCACAAAAUCUUCUCUGAAGUCCACACACUCGUGAACAUUCGGUCUCAGUAUUUGAAUCAGUGUUAUGGCACAUUUAUGGAAAACACUUGCAUUUGGAUCGUUCUCGAAUACUGUGCUGGCGGCCUGUGUCACGACUUACUUGUACACUUCAGGAAAAUUCCUGAGGACAAGACGUGCUACUUGAUAAAAGGUGUUCUUCUUGGAGUAGAAUAUCUUCAUGAAAUGAAAAUUGUUCAUCGCGAUAUUAAGCUGGCAAACAUUCUUCUCACUGAAAAAGGACAUGUGAAGUUAGGUGACUUUGGUGUCAGUAGUGAACUUUCAGUCAGUGAACAAGUUUGCAAGACAAUGACAGGUACACCGCACUGGAUGGCCCCAGAAGUAAUUGUCCGUGAAUCCGAUGGAUAUGAUAGCAAAGCUGACAUCUGGUCAAUAGGCAUCACUGCCUAUGAGCUACUAAAAGGAGGGCCUCCCACCGCACGCUUACCAAGUUACAAGGCAUUUCAACGAAUUGUAAAUGAGUCUGCGCCUGAACUCUUGGGAGUCUUUUCAAAAGAGUGUAAACAAUUUGUACAUCACUGUCUCUCUAGAGAUCUGGCGUCUCGUCCUUCUGCCACGAGGCUUCUUCGGAGUGAAUUUAUCCAAGGGUGCUCUAUACUGCCUAGAGAGUUUGCAACUUUUAUGAACAGCAGCAAGAAGAAACCGCCAAAGAUUUCGCUGUCUAUAAUGACAGGAAAAAUAUCAGGUCAAAACAAAAAGGGGGAUGUUCACUGGGAAGUCACCAACACGAAAAGAAAGGAAACCGAGAAGAACCCUAACGAUACUUCAGAUGAGUGUCAGCUCAUGUUAGAUGCAUGCGACCGCUUGGGUUCUAGAGCUCGGAAUGACAUCGCUCGACAAUUUCUGUUUGAGCUUCGUAAGAUGUUCAUCAAUUGCGAAUUACAAAACACAAACUUCUGUGCUGAGUUCUACAAGGAUCUCAACCAUAUUCAAGCAGAGUUCAAGAAUCAGGGAAAGCUUAGGUGCGAAUAG